CACAUAUGACACAAAAAAUCGUGAGUGGACAUCCGGUUACGUAAUCGAUUUUUGUUUUUCAGUUUACUGUUAACAUUUUAGAGUUAAAUUAAAUAAUAAUAUGGAUAUCAAAUAGCGUAAGUGACAUUGAACAGUUGUUUUGUAAAAGUUUUGCAAACAGUGUUUCGACAAUAGUUGCGAUUACAAAGAGAAGAGAAGAGAGUGAGAAGGUGGUGCUUGUUGUAAGAUGGAAGAUAAUGUUGACGGGGUAUACAAAUACAGAACUUCGCUACCAGUGGCACAGUUCAGCCGCGGCGAUUUCUCGCUGUGGUCGGUGUUGAAGAACUGCGUGGGCAAGGAGCUGUCCAAGAUAACAAUGCCGGUGGUCUUCAACGAGCCGCUGUCCUUCCUGCAGCGCAUGCUGGAGUAUCUGGAGUACGCGCACCUGUUGCGCCUCGCCUCCGAGCAGACCGAUCCUGUCGCUAGGAUGGAAUACAUCGCAGCGUUUGCGGUGAGCGCAUUGGCAUCAAACUGGGAGCGUCUGGGCAAGCCCUUCAACCCCCUACUGGGUGAGACAUAUGAGCUAGAGCGGCCAGAGUUUAGAGCUGUUUGUGAACAGGUUUCGCAUCAUCCACCAGUAUCGGCAUUCCACGCGGACAGUCCGCACUUCGUCUUCCAUGGUUCUGUCCACCCAAAACUCAAGUUCUGCGGCAAGAGCGUCGAGAUUCAACCCAAAGGACAUGUUACGGUUGAAUUACCAAGAUGGGGCGAGGCUUACACGUGGAGUAACGUGAACUGUUGCGUACACAACGUGAUCGUGGGCAAGCUGUGGAUCGAGCAAUAUGGCGCUAUGGAGGUGACGUGCCACGGCGGCGCCGGCCUCGCCGCUAGCCUCGUCUUCAAGCCCGCCGGCUUCAACAACCGUGAUCUGCACAGAGUUGACGGAUUUAUUACUGAUGCCAAUAAGAAAAAGCUGCGUUUUGUGUACGGCAAAUGGACGGAGUACAUCCGUAGCUGCAGCGCCGCGUCUCAUGAGCGCUGGGCGCGCGACCAGGCAGCCGCAGAGUCUGCGCACACGCCCAAGAAGGUGUUGGCUAAACUCAACAGCUUCAAAGUCGGUGCCCUCCGCUCCAUGUCUAUACAAGAUACAGAGGAGGCGGAGAACUCAGAGGACGUGCCGAAGCCGGACGAGUCGUACAACAUCGACAUCCCGGACUCCACUACGCUGUGGGAGGCGACACCGCGCCCCAGCAAUAGCGCACAGUACUACCAAUUCACGGAGUUCGCGAUGUCUCUGAACGAGUUGGACCGCGAGCUGAAGGGUCAAAUAUGCCCUACGGACAGUCGCCUGAGGCCCGACGUGCGCCUGUUGGAGCAGGGCGACAUUGACGGCGCCGCCGCGGAGAAGACCCGCCUCGAGGAUAAGCAGCGCACCGCCAGGAAGACGCUCAAGAAAUCCGCUGACGGCUGGCAACCGAGAUGGUUCAGCCAAGGCACGAAUCCGUACACGAAGCAGGAGGACUGGCUGUACAACGGCGGCUACUGGGACCGCAAUUACCAACAUUUGAAAGACGUCGAUAUAUUCUAAUUAUAUAGCAAAUAAUAUAGUAUGAAUAUAUAAUAUUUUUGUGUCGCUAAGCAAUGUGUAGAGAAUAUACUUAUAAUUGUUAUGUAUAAUACAAAUAAAAAUAAACGCUAUGAAGCAAAUAUUAAUAAUUUUGAGUUAAAAUGCAUGUACAAGUUACUCAAAGAUGUGGAUAUAUAAAAAGUAAAUAAGGCAACAGGUCAUAAUGCUACAGAAAUAACUAAAGUAUAUACUUUACGACAUACAUACUGUGAGAUUAAUCAAAGUAAAAAUACAGGAAGCGUACGUUAAUACGUACUAAUAACACAAAGAAUAGAUUGAGUACAGAAGAAUACAUUCUAUAAAUCUCUGUUAUCUUCCUAAUCAUCAUCCUUUACCUUUAGGUACAAUUGAUUAAGUCGGUUGUAUUAUAAAUUAAUUUGAUUAUUUAUGUACUUGAUUUAUUUUAGCUAAUUCAAAAGUAAGCGUUAU
This is a messenger RNA of Papilio xuthus (Asian swallowtail), 2035 nucleotides long. RefSeq names its product oxysterol-binding protein-related protein 1. The record is from RefSeq and is a predicted model, not a curated record. The coding region runs from base 227 to 1567 and encodes 446 amino acids. Gene Ontology annotation, cellular component: plasma membrane; cytosol; perinuclear endoplasmic reticulum. Gene Ontology annotation, molecular function: sterol binding. The transcript has 10 exons. Lineage: Eukaryota; Metazoa; Arthropoda; Insecta; Lepidoptera; Papilionidae.